CGCACGUCGACACGGUAUCUUUACUCGUCCACUACGCGAUUUCAGUCAUUUCACAUCCUUAAUUUACAAGUUUCCAAACAUUCAUAAACACUUUCACAUUCACACCCACUUCAUUCAUUAAUCACACCCCUAAAUUGCAACAAAAUUAACUUUCCUUUCUUUCCAAUAAUGGAAUCUCAAAGACCCAAUUACAGAUACAAUCAAUCUUUAUACCCACAAAUUCAUCAAUCAAACCCAAACCCGAAUCCGAAUUACACACCUUCAGCUCCAUCUCUAUACCCAUCGUUAGAUUACGCUAAUGAUAUUCAAAAUCUCAUCAUUAAUGAUACUAAUGAUGAUCAUACUGAUCACUCUUUCGAAUCAUCUGAAGAAAUCAUAAUAAAUAUCCCAAAUUGUAUCAUCCAUUUGAUAGAUAAACACCAAAGCGUCGAACUUGCUUCCGGCGAGCUACAAAUUCUCCAGCUCCGGCAAGGCCCCGCCGUCGUCGCCGUUAUUGCACGUAUCGGAAACCAAAUUCAGUUUCCGUUAACUAAAGACGAAGCAGCUGUUAAACUAGAUGGGUCUCAUUAUUUUUUCACCCUGCGUACUGGGUCGGAGUCAAAAUCGGAUCUUGAACCCGAUAACUUGUUGAACUAUGGGUUGACUGUUCCGGGUCAUGAUUUUGAUAUGGAGUUUUUUGAUGGGAUUUUGGAUGAAUACAGUGUGUUUUCAGUGAAGGAUGUGUCGCCGGUGGUGGUGGCGGUUGGGGCGGAGGAAAGUGGUGGUACGGCGGAGGUUAAAGCGGCGGCGUAUUGGACGACUUUGGCGCCAAAUGUUGAAGAUUAUAGUGGGUCGGUUGCUAAAUUAAUUGCUUCCGGGUCGGGUCAGUUGAUAAGAGGGAUAUUGUGGUGUGGGGAUGUGACUGUUGAUAGGUUGAAAUGGGGAAAUGAGUUUUUGAAAAAGAGGACUAAAUCUGGUAAUAAAUCUGAUGUCAGUCCUCAAGCUUUGAAGAGAAUGAAAAGGGCUAAAAGAUUGACAAAGAUGUCAGAAAGUGUGGCAACUGGGGUUCUUUCUGGUGUUGUGAAGGUAUCUGGACUCAUCACGGGGUCUAUUGUGAAUUCGAAACCUGGGAAGAAAUUCUUCAACUUUCUACCUGGAGAAAUAAUUCUUGCAUCCUUGGACGGUUUCAACAAAGUUUGUGAUGCCGUUGAAGUAGCUGGGAAAAACGUGAUGGGGACAACAUCAACUGUCACAACAGAUUAUGUUUCACACAGACAUGGCGAAGAUGCAGCCAAAGUGACACACGAAGGGAUGACUGCAGCUGGGCAUGCGAUAGGGACAGCUUGGGCCGUGUUUAAGAUACGCAAGGCAUUGAACCCGAAGAGUGCUAUUAAGCCUACAACUCUUGUAAAAGCUGCUGCCUCUAAAUCGAAAUCGAAAGCAUCUAAAUCCAAAUCAUAGAACAGUUUAUUUAAACAUGUUCAUAUGUUGAUGUUUUUAUUGUGACAGUUUGAUUCAUUUUUUUUAUUAUCGAAAUGUUUCUACUGUAGACCCUUAUAUUCCAUAGAAAACACUAAUAUGUGAUUGUGGCUGUAUAAAUUAAAGACGAUCCAUAAUUAAUACUGGGAGAAAUAUUUUUUGUAACUA
Messenger RNA from Erigeron canadensis, 1626 nucleotides. RefSeq names its product senescence/dehydration-associated protein At3g51250-like. The record is from RefSeq and is a predicted model, not a curated record. The coding region runs from base 169 to 1440 and encodes 423 amino acids. Lineage: Eukaryota; Viridiplantae; Streptophyta; Magnoliopsida; Asterales; Asteraceae. Gene Ontology annotation, cellular component: plasma membrane. The transcript is spliced from 4 exons.